Molecule: messenger RNA, 648 nt
Organism: Suillus fuscotomentosus
Lineage: Eukaryota; Fungi; Basidiomycota; Agaricomycetes; Boletales; Suillaceae
Exons: 3
Coding region: 1-648 (215 amino acids)
Source: RefSeq, a predicted model, not a curated record
AUGGCCCAUCCUGUCACUUAUAAAACAUCCGACAUGAAGCUACAAGCUGCACGUGAAAGGCGCCGCCGUCAUUAUGUGAAAGAUGAUAUCUUGAAGAGACAGAGAGAGCUCCGCAGUUCUAAAACAAAGGAAUCAAAGGCAGCAAACAAAAUUACUAAAGAUCUCUCAAAGGCUGUCGCAAAACUUUUGCAUUGCAGAGUUGAAGAUGAGUCCAAGUCCAAGUCUGACUUGGAGUCAGAUGAUGAUGAAAAUAUGAUCUUCUGGAAUGUUUAUGCGCUAUCAGACAUCAAGGACGAAAUGUUGGAACUGAUCGGCGAUGACCUAUGCAAAUUUGUCGAGGGAGUUCUAUGCAACUAUGUGAAGAGUUUUCCUGAAGACUCCUCCCCUGGUGAUAUUUCUAUCAUUGAAACCUCAUUCACUAAAGUCCAAGACAUACUCAACCGGGCCAUUGCCGCACAAGAUCAAAUCCUGAAUUUCUGUGGAGUCUUGCCUCAGUGGCAUGCCGCUGACACAGUCACCCAUUUCUUAAGGACUGUGCUUGCAUAUCUAGAGGACAUUCAGUGUCUGUUGUUUUCUGGAGGAAUUUGUGAGCUCACAGUCGCUCACUCAAUGGGGGAGAUGAUGUAUCAGAAAGGGAUCAGAAUUUGA